AGGUGAACUUUGACGACAACAAUCCGUUCAGUGAAGGCUUUCAGGAGAGAGAGAGGAGAGAGAGACUGAGAGAGCAACAGGAGAGACAGAGAGUGCAGCUGAUGCAGGAGGUGGAGCGCCACCGGGCCAUGCAGCAGAGACUGGAGCAGGAGCAGCAAGGCAUGCUGGGAGUUGGAGUCCCUUCAGGUCCUCGGGGGGGCGAGGGCAGUCUCUCUCAGAUGCCCUUCUUCAGCUCAGAGUUACCGCAGGACUUCCUGCAGUCGCCCCCCCCCUGCAGACCCCAGCUGUUCCCCCCCUCCUCCUCCAUGAUGUCACUUUACUCCGAUGUUCUGCCCGACGACAGGCAGAAAAAAAGAAGCCGCACCCCUUUGUCUUCUGAUGACAUCACAGCCCCGCCCACUCCCGCCAGGUCCGACACUUCCUGCUCCACGCCCCCUCGAGCCAGCCUGGACCAAUCGGAGUUCAGCUUCUCUGUAAGCCCCGCCCUAUCUGGGCUCGCCCCCUCCUCAGAGCUGGAGAGGCAGCUGUCUGUCACCCAGAGAGGCCCCGCCCCUUUAGGUCGCAUGGAGGUCAAGCAGGAGCGAGUGGAGGGAGGAUCUUGUGGGGGGGGAGUGAUAAAGAUGGAGGACUGUGGGGGGGGGGAUGGGUUUUUCUCCCCCUCUCCCCUCCAUGGUGGGGGAGACGGAGGUAAAGAGCUGCUCCGUCACCUGCUGAAAGAAAAGACCUCCCCCGAAACCCUCCAAUCACCAGGGGCCACCAGACGCCUGCCGUCCAAUGACAGCGUCCGAUCUGAGGAGGAGGAGGGACCAGGGAUGCAUGGCAACGUGAUGGACACCCCCGACUCUCUGGACCCCUCCGGCAGGAAGAAGCCCCCCCGCUGUAAGAGACUCGCCCGACCAGAGAAAGGACCUCCGAAAAACAAGAGGAGGAAGAAAGAAGAGGAGCUGCUCUCCUCCUCAUCCUCCUCCGAGCUGGUGGGGACUCACCUGCGACAGGUAGAGGGGUUACUAGAUCAUAUUGUUACUGAGAAACUAUUCAGAAUCAGAACCAGGUUUCUCACCAGGUAGGUUGACA
Molecule: messenger RNA, 1074 nt
Organism: Notothenia coriiceps (black rockcod)
Lineage: Eukaryota; Metazoa; Chordata; Actinopteri; Perciformes; Nototheniidae
Product: histone-lysine N-methyltransferase 2C-like
Exons: 4
Coding region: 102-1067 (321 amino acids)
Source: RefSeq, a predicted model, not a curated record